AUGUCAACAAAGACAACACAAUCAGCGCAUCACAAGGAGAAGGAGAUGUCAUCGACCACAGAGGAUACUGUUAGCGAUUUGUCCAGCGAUGGAAUUGAGGGAGAGGGCAUUGAGCCCGCCGAUACUGGCGCCGACAGCACAAUCGUCGAUGAUAGCUCAUCGAGCGACUCUAUAAUGAAGCAAGCAUUUGGCUUCAUGAAGAACCAUCUCAAGGUCGGCUCCGACAUGACCAAGAUGCCUAUACCCGCCACAUUCGUUGCGCCCAUGUCCUUCCUGGUGGCCAUCCAGCAGCACUCUGCCAUCUACACACAUCUCCUUAUGGCCGCCGACUCCAUCAAGGAUCCAGAGCAAAGAUUCCUCCAAGUUCUAAAGUAUCACCUUACUUGGCCAAAGAUGUUUUUCCCAAAGAAUCCUUUGAAUCCAAUCCUUGGAGAGGUUUAUGAGAAUGAAGUACAACAUAUUGAUGAGAAGACUAACCAGCCAAUAGAGGGCGAUAGGACCAAGUUCAUCUCGGAGCAGAUCUCUCAUCAUCCACCAGUGUCCUGUUUCCAUUUCCACAACGAGAAGCACGGAAUUCAAUAUACUGCCCGCCAGCAGAUCACACCAGUGUUCAAGGGCAAGCACAUCAGAGCGGACAUGGACGUCAAGUCGACCAUCACACUGAAGAACCACAACGAGACCUACUACAACGACAAGUUCCCCGACGGCUUCCUGCGAAUCCUGCGUUGGAAGUUUGAGUUCACCGGAAAGUAUCACUUUGUCUGCCCCGAGUCUGGCUACAGCGCCGUCAUCAACUUCAAGGACAAACCAAUUCUGGGAGGCAAGUGGCACGAUAUGCACGUGCUCGUCUGCAAGGGCAACGAGUCGCUGUACGAGCUGAACGGCACACACGUCGACGUGCUCAACAUCACCAGUCUCAAGGACAAGAGCACCUCGGUCUUUAUCAACUACGCCACGAUGCGCACCGAGGCCAUCAUCGAGGAGCCAUUCGAGACGCUCAAGGAGAACAACUCGAUCAAGGUGUGGAAGGGCGUCGCCGACUCGUUCGCCAAGAAGGACGGACGUCGCGCCGGCCUGGAGAAGCAAAAGAUCGAGGAGGCCCAGAGGAAGAAGGCCAAGGCCGUACUGACGCAGAACCCCAAUUUCAUUUGGGAGCCAGUUCAUUUCGAGCAUUAUACACCAGAGAAUCCAGUUAUUCCAGAUCACCGUUACACCAACAAACAUCAACAAGACACCACAACCACCGCCAAACAAGACUGUCAACAACAGCAACAGUCGUCUUCACAACAACAACCAAUAGAACAACUUGCAUAG
Acytostelium subglobosum LB1 is the source of this 1314-nucleotide messenger RNA. RefSeq lists its product as hypothetical. The record is from RefSeq and is a predicted model, not a curated record. The coding region runs from base 1 to 1314 and encodes 437 amino acids. The transcript has 2 exons. Gene Ontology annotation, molecular function: sterol binding. Gene Ontology annotation, cellular component: membrane; intracellular membrane-bounded organelle; cytosol. Lineage: Eukaryota; Evosea; Eumycetozoa; Acytosteliales; Acytosteliaceae.